Messenger RNA from Aegilops tauschii subsp. strangulata, 1083 nucleotides. NCBI's taxonomy places the organism in Eukaryota, Viridiplantae, Streptophyta, Magnoliopsida, Poales, Poaceae. The record is from RefSeq and is a predicted model, not a curated record.
AUGAUGGAUUCUGAUGCUUCGUCAGACAAGGAGUAUGGACCGACGGAGUUUGACCAAAUGAUUCAAGAUGAGUUCUUCGAUUCGUCGGAUUCGGACGAAGAAGUGGAUAUGAUCAUGCUCAUGAGCAUGCAAGAGGAAAUGGACCGGCAAGCGGAGCAUAUUCUCAACUUCAAGGGCUCAAUCAAAGGGAGAAGAGUGAUCAACCGGGACAGGGUGUCCGGAGCAAAGCUACUGCACAAUGACUACUUUGCUCCCACACCUGCUUUCCCGGAUGAUCCAUGGUUUCGUCGCCAUUUUCAGAUGAGGAAACCAUUGUUUUUGUGCAUUGUGGAGGGAGUGGAGGCACAUGACGACUACUUCAAGCUGGGAAGGGAUUGCUGCGGCCAACUCUCUUUCUCGGCCAAGCAGAAGUGCAUGACUGCUAUCAGGAUGCUUGCACUUGCAGACGCCGUUGGAGAGAUGGUCAGGAUGGGGGAGAGCACGUGCCUCAAGACUACUGUCAAAUUUGCUCGCGCCGUGGUUGAGGUGUUUGGACCGGAGUAUCUCAGAGAACCAAAUACGCUGGGCACAGAGAAGUUGUUGGCUAUUGGAGAGGCAAGGGGGUUUCCAGGAAUGCUUGGAUCAAUUGAUUGCAUGCAUUGCCAAUGGAAAAACCGCCCUAAUGGUCUGCGGGGAAUGUAUCAAGGUCACACCAGAGAAACCACCAUCAUACUAGAAGCGGUGGCAUCACAUGACUUAUGGAUUUGGCAUGCUUUCUUUGGAAUGCCCGGUUCUCACAACGACAUCAACGUGCUUCAACGAUCUCUGGUGUUCAGGAGGCUUUGCAAUGGGGAAUCACUGCCGUGCAAUUACACCAUCAACGGCCGGGACUACAACAUGGGGUACUAUCUUGCCAAUGGUAUCUAUCCUCAGUGGGCGGCGUUUGUGAAGACCAUAUCCGAGCCGCAUAGCAAUAAACAGAGCCUCUUUGCAACAAUGCAGGAAGCGGCUAGGAAGGACGUGGAGAGGGCAUUUGGUGUGCUUCAAGCUCGUUGGGGAAUUGUGCGGAGCGCUGCAACAAUGUGGGAAUCAGAAACUUUAUGA